GCUCCCCGAGUGAUAGGUUUUUUUACACCAAAAGUGGAUAAAAAAUCUCUUUUAUUGAGAAGUGAAAGGAUCAAAAUCAUCCAGCAAGAUGGAUGACCGCACUAUUGAUACGAUUUUUGCGGGAUCGCUGGAAAAUUUACCCCCAGUGAGCUCCAAAAUUGUACGGAUUUUUACCAGCUCGACAUUUACAGACACAACUAUGGAACGAAACAACUUGAUGGCUAAGUGCUACCCAAGAAUAAAGGAUUAUUGUCGAGAAAAACAUGGAUUAGAAUUUCAGGUUGUUGACAUGAGAUGGGGUGUACGAGAUGAAGCUACCGAUGAUCAUAUGACUACUGAGCUGUGCAUGCGAGAAAUCAGAAAUUGUCAACGUCUAUCGAUGGGACCGAAUUUUGUAGUUUUCCUCGGUCAAAAGUAUGGAUACCGUCCAAUUCCAACAUACAUUCUUUCGUCUGAGUUGCAACUUAUCAGAGAUGAUCUUGCUUCCAUGGGCAUCGAUGUCUCGGUAUUGGAUUUAUGGUACAAGAAGGAUAGUAACGCUGUACCUCCAAUAUCUAUUCUACAACCAAUCUCGUCGAUUUUGACCAACUUCAACAAUAAGCGUGUUCCAAAGCUACAAGCAGAAGAUCAAGCCGUUUGGUGGGAUACCAUGACGAAGAUGCAAAAACUGUUCCGCAAAGGCGCAGCUUCACUUUUUGGGCAGGGAAAGCUGGACAAAGAUCAGACGCAUAAUUAUUUCAUGUCUGUCACUGAGAGAGAAGUUAUCAACGGAUGUCUGAAUGUUAAAAAUACUAAAAACCACUGUUUGGCGUAUAUUCGAUACAUCAACAACAUAAACCUGCAAAAUUUGAAGAAAGCAUCUCUCUACGUAGACAUUCUGAACCGUAGCUUGGACACUGAAGCUUGCAAGCUUCUUGCUGAUCUUCGAGAUGCGCGCGUCCCGAACCGGAUCGAAGUAUCUAAUCUUCAAAAAUAUACCAUCGAAUGGAUUGGUCGAGAAGGACUGGAUGUUGAAACUCACGAGGAGUAUCUCAAUCAUUUCAUUACGCAUUUCUACAAAAAUAUUACUAAACUUGUAGAUCGUGCCAUGCGCAAGGAGGACUCAAGUGCUCAGGGUCAAAUUGUUACAGAGAUUCUGCAGCAUUUGCAUGCCAGCAACAACUCGGUUAAGGUAUUCUAUGGGCGUGAGGAACAACUGAAACGGAUAAAAAAUUACAUGUUAGGAACAUGUGAAAAACCGCUAGUCUUGUACGGAGAAGGCGGCUGCGGAAAGACAUCACUGUUGGCCAAAAGUGCUGCCUUGACAUUUACCGAGUGGUUUGCCAAAGUUCGACCGAUAAGCAUCAUACGUUUCCUAGGAACAACUCCGGAUUCUAGUGCCCUGACGCCUACUUUGAUUUCAAUCUGCCAACAGAUAUCCUAUAACUUUAUGCUUCCUUUCGAUCAAAUACCGGACGAUUUGGUACCGUUAACUGCACAUUUCAAACAACUUCUGACUUAUGCAAGUGAGCAACAGCCUUUGUUGCUUUUCCUCGACUCUGUUGAUCAGCUAACAGGAACUCAGGAUUCAAGUAAAGUGUCCUGGUUACCUACUCGCCUACCAUCGCUUUGCAGGAUCAUUGUUACUUGCGCUGCUGAGGAGUCCAACCCUGUGGUAUCUCAGGAAUAUCAUUUGCUGCGUCGAAUGAUCGACAUUGAGGAAAACUUCAUCGAAGUCACAGCAUUGGGCGAGGACCUUGCAAUGAACGUGAUUAAAAUGUGGAUGGCAACUGCGUGUCGGGAUCUCUCCAAUUAUCAGUGGCGCUUAGUAGCAAACGCGAUUGGCAAAUGCUCUCUUCCAAUUUUCGUCAAACUUGUGUUUGCCGAAAUUUGUCGCUGGAGAAGCUACACUCGGCCACAGGAUACCCAUCUUGCUUCGACUGUCAUGGAUAGUAUUAUGAUGCUUUUUGAACGUAUUGAAAAGCAGCACGGACGAAUCCUAGUAUUCCACGCUCUGGCUUAUAUCACUGCGGCAAAGUCAGGCCUUUCGGAAAGUGAGCUGGAAGACUUGAUAUCACUAGACGAUCGCGUACUCGAUGAUGUCUAUCAGUACCAUUUGCCGCCAGUUCGGCGUAUUCCUCCUUUACUGUGGACGCGAAUUCGCAAUGACCUGCCCAACUAUCUCAGUGAACGUGAAGCAGAUGGAGUUAACGUAAUGAAUUGGUACCACAGACAGUUCAGAGACACCGCUAAGGAACGAUACUUUAAGAACAUGAAUAUGGCAAUCUAUUUUCAUUCAAUGAUCGCCGAUUAUUAUCUUGGAAUCUGGGGUGGUAAGCCGAAACCAUUCAAAUACACGGAAAUUCAACGUCAUCGCUUCGGUCUGACGGACAAAGAAGGUAUCGCUGAUAGGAAGGUUCCAAUUCAACCCUUGGUUUUCACCAAUAAAGAAGGAAAAGUCACUCGAUACAAUCUGAGAAAGUUUGGUGAACUUCCCUUCCAUUUGGUCCGAUCGCGUCGGUUUACCGAUUUGUACGAAAACGUACUCUUCAACUAUGACUGGUUGCACGCAAAGUUGUCCAGUUGCCCCCUGCAGGCCGUGUUGGCAGAUUUCGAAGAUGCUUCGGUGAAUAUUGACGAUAAAGAUGCCAGACGUGAACUUAUGUUGGUUGCCGAUGCCCUUCGGCUAGGCGGUGCCAUUCUCGGUGUCUAUCCAAACAUGCUGGCGGCGCAGUUGAUCGGUCGUUUGCUGCCGGAAAUUGGUGGAAAUCCCAACAUUAAGAUGUUGCUUGAAGCGUGCGAUAAAUCUGGCCCUAAAGACUCCGCUUUGAUACCACUGAACCACUGUCUCCACACACCGGGUGGUCCAUUAAAGUACUCACUCGAAGGACACCAGUUUGCGGUUUUUGGGUUCUGUCUCACCAGCGAUUAUCGCUACAUGGUGUCGAUUUCAACUCGAUUCAUCACGUGGGAUUUGUCCACUUCCGAUCUGACGCGUGAUGUCAAUCCGGGUGUGGAAGGGAUUAUGCAGCAGUUGGUGCUUAGUCCCGACAACAAGUGGGCGGCUGCGUAUACAAACAACAGUCAAAGCGUGCUGCUGAACAUGCUCUCCAGUGAAUUCACAAUUAUAGACAACCCCUUCAAUGAGGAUGAGCCAAUUACCGGUUUAUAUCUUUUGAACAAAAAUCUUUUCUUACAUACAAAACUACGUUAUGCCUACUACGACAUGCGAGGAACGCUGAUCGAGAAACAGGAAAUUGAGGAUGUAACGGAUGCGUGGGAAUUAUUAUUUAUGGAGUUUACAUCCUUCACGGAUUUCUUCGCAGUUUUGUGGUCCGGAACAAUAAACGAUACCAGGCUUAUGCUGUAUACUAGCAAAGAAGAAUUGAAAAUACCACCAAGAACAAUGCACAGCGUUAUCACUAUGAAGAAAGAUAGAAAUACAAUGUACUGCUGUUACCUAGAAAAUCUUUACCAGGUUAGCGAAUUCCAAUACGAAGAAAACGAAGAAAAUAAAACGGCAGAAUGGAAUCAUGUGCGCGAUUUGCCUCGCUAUGAGAAUGAUGUCAAGGAAAUGGCACUUCAGCUCAAGAUGGAUCAGAACGAUCGUUUCUUGCUAGCUAGCACAGCUAACGGAUUUGUCGUUUGGGACUUUGACACGGAAGAACCCAUCUCUGAGGAAGCCAUAUAUCUUGCAUUACCUCAUGGCGUACGCAAUAUUUCCACCAAGAUGACUCAAUCAAACUCCGUUAUGAUCAGCUCCAAAGUGGAUUAUGCGGUGGCCGGGGUGCGGAAAAAUUUGUACGUUUGGUGCGUCAAAACGAAGCAACUGAUGAAGGUCUUGGAUGCGCAUUUUGGAAGAAUCAUGCAACUUGAAGCGCUGACUAUUGGUACUUGGAACAGCGUUAUUACAUCCAGCAUUGAUAGGUCGGUUAAAAUUUGGAACAUCAACAAUAUUUUCGAACAAGUUCACGUGAUUGACAGACAUGAGCUGCAAAUUGACAGCAUCAGUCUUUCAGAAAAUGGUGAACUGGCGGUAACCGUCACAAGAUGCUGCGUUGGUGUAUGGGAAAUAAGAACCGGACGGCUACUGUCCAAGCUAGCGGACAGUCCUUUGGGAGCUAUUGUAACUCACGCGGAGAUCACACCGGACGGACGAUACAUUGUAUCAUCAGAAACAGGAAAAAUUCUCAUAUGGAACAGAGUGACAGAACAAGUACUUUCACGGGACUCUCAGCCGGGCAUACAGCAGUUGAACUUUUUGGAUAACGGAGAGAAAUUUUUAGCCGUUUCCUGUCCGAAUGCUACGAGCGCAUCGGCUUCAAUGACUGGCGGUGAUGACCAAAAGCUAAUGGCUCAAGUCAAAAUUCGUAGUAUUCCGGAUGGACAAACGAUUUUCAAUUUCGAAUAUCCCGUUCGAUUGGUACCAGGAUUACCAUUCCGAUGUGCUGUGGUGACAGCUGAUGGUCAGCAUAUAGUUUGUACUUCAGUGGAUAAGAAUAACAAGGACUCGGUUUGGGUUUACAAUGCGACCAAUGGCACCCACGAACACAAGAUAUCAUUGAAAGGUUGCAAUAUUAAAGAAGUUGUUUCUCUGCUUCCUCUUCCGCACAAGCCCACACAGGUGGCAGUCAUAACCAAUGAGAAGGGAAGUAUUAUGGACAUUAAAACUAGGAAACAUGUCCGCUCUAUUCCGAAAUGGGGAGGUACAAGCACCAAAGAUGGCAAGUUUGGUCUUUAUGCGCCAUCACGAGGUGGCCUAGAACUACUAGAGCUCAAGAAAGGAUCGACAGUGAAGACUUUCAUUCCCAAAGUCGCUGAAGGUGUAUUUACGGUGAUUUGUAUGUUUACCGACACAGACGAGUACGUUCUUUACUACCACAGUGGUAGAAAAACUUUGAGAGUAUUCCGUACCAGCGACACUGAAAUGAUCGCCAAUUACCGUAUGCAAGCCGAACUCACGGCCAUCAAGAGCACCUCGGAUGGUAAAAGCCUGGUCCUGGGCACUGUCGAUGGUUGUAUUUCCGUGCUGGCUAUUGCUGAUCAGGAAAAACCUGAAAUGCAAGAAUUCCUCAAGCAACUACCUUCACGUGAUGCAAAUUGGAAGAAGAAACUUGCAAAACAGAAGGCAUCUGCCAGGUUCAAAGCCGCGAUGAGAUUGGCUUCCAUCUCAACUCGAUUCGGAACACCGGCAGAUGAAGAUGAGGAUGACGAUGACAAAGACAAUGAAAAUUAAA
This is a messenger RNA of Ochlerotatus camptorhynchus, 5216 nucleotides long. Its product is annotated as NACHT and WD repeat domain-containing protein 2. Gene Ontology annotation, molecular function: protein binding. The transcript has 16 exons. NCBI's taxonomy places the organism in Eukaryota, Metazoa, Arthropoda, Insecta, Diptera, Culicidae. The coding region runs from base 89 to 5215 and encodes 1708 amino acids. The record is from RefSeq and is a predicted model, not a curated record.